Messenger RNA from Camellia sinensis, 2779 nucleotides. RefSeq names its product EMBRYO DEFECTIVE 140 (gene EMB140). The record is from RefSeq and is a predicted model, not a curated record. Gene Ontology annotation, cellular component: nucleus. Gene Ontology annotation, biological process: RNA processing. NCBI's taxonomy places the organism in Eukaryota, Viridiplantae, Streptophyta, Magnoliopsida, Ericales, Theaceae. Gene Ontology annotation, molecular function: RNA binding; protein binding.
CGCUUCACAGACAUGGAUGAAACCCUAAAUUCAUCGGAACCACAACCCUCCGACGAUCCUAUGGACGAAGCCGAACCCCUUCCUUCUCUAUCCAAAUCUCAAAACCCUAAGCCCACUUCCGACACUGAUUCCGAUUCCGAUGACUCCGACUCCGGUGACGAAUCCCAACAGACCCUCCAAAUCGAAACACUAGAAACCGAGCUUUCCAACAACCCUGUCAACUACGACUCUCAUGUUCAGUACAUAAGAGUUCUGAGGAAAAAGGGGGACAUUGAGAAGCUACGAAAGGCAAGGGAGGCCAUGAGUGAAUUGUUUCCACUCAGCCCUGCAAUGUGGCAGGAGUGGGCUAAAGAUGAAACCUCUCUGAGUUCUGGACCGGAGUCUUUUCCUGCUAUUGAGAAGCUUUAUGAGCGUGGUGUCUACAAUUAUCUGUCUGUCUCUUUGUGGUGUGACUAUCUAAAUUUUGUACAAGAACAUGAUCCGUCAGUUCGUGAAUGUUCAGCUGUGGGUAUUUUGAAGGCAAGGAACUUAUUUGAGCGUGCUCUUCCUGGUGCUGGUUUGCAUGUUGCUGAAGGUCAUAAGAUAUGGGAAGCAUACAGGGAGUUUGAGCAAGCUAUCUUUUUCGCUAUUGAUGAGACUGAUGUUGAGGGAAGAGAAAAGCAGGUUCAGCGCAUUCGAAGCAUAUUCCACCGUCAAUUGUCUGUUCCACAUAGUGACUUAAGGCCGACACUACUUGCCUACAAGGCUUGGGAGGCGGAACAAGGGAAUGUUCUCGACGCCAGCUCUAGUGACUUGGAUGGAAUUUCAGCUCAUGUUGCCUCUGCGUACCAAAAGGCAUUGGAGAUGUUAAAUGCUCGCGUUCAUUUUGAAGAACAAAUUUCUAAGAAGGAUAUACCUGACAUGGAAAGGCUUCAAGAAUACAUGGCCUAUCUGAAAUUUGAACAGUCUUUUGGAGACCCUGCUCGGGUUCAAAUUCUUUAUGAACGUGCUGUAACAGAAUUCCCUAUAUCAAAUGAUCUCUGGCUUGAUUAUACCCGCUACCUGGACAAAACCUUAAAGGCUUCUAGUAUCGUAAGGGAAGCUUAUUCGAGGGCCACGAAGAACUGUCCUUGGAUUGGUGAAUUGUGGGUUCGGUACUUGCUCUGCCUUGAACGUGGCCGUGCUCCUGAGAAGGAGAUAGCUGCUGCAUUUGAGAAGUCUCUGCUGUGCACAUUUUCAAGCUUUGAUGAGUACUUGGAUAUAUUUCUCACUAGGGUUGAUGGCUUAAGGCGGAGAAUUGCGCGAGCUGGUGAAGUAGGGGAUGCCUUGGAUUAUACUCUUAUAAGGGAGACAUUUCAGCGUGCAUCUGAUUACUUAUCACCACACCUUAAGGGCACAGAUGGUUUGUUGCGAAUGCAUUCUUACUGGGCGCGAUUAGAGUCAAAUCUGGGAAAAGAUCUAGUUGCAGCUCGUGGAGUUUGGGAGAGCUUGCUUAAAAUUAGUGGAUCUAUGUUGGAGGCCUGGCAAGGUUAUAUAGUAAUGGAGAUUGAAACGGGUUACAUAAAUGAAGCUAGAUCCCUCUAUAGGAGAUGCUACAGUAAAAGAUUUCCUGGGACGGGUUCAGAGGACAUAUGCCAUUCGUGGCUACGCUUUGAGAGGGAAUUCGGCACACUCGAAGAUCUUGAUCAUGCUAUACAAAAGGUUACCCCCCGUUUGGAAGAGCUGCAAAUGUUCAGGUUGCAGCAGGAGAACAAAAGUAUUGGCACAAUGGCAAAUCAGAGAGAGACCUUAUCAAAGAAAAUUGCACGUGAAAAGAGAAAGCAGCGACCCAACAUAGCUGAUGAACAGCGAACAACAAAACGGAAAAAAGAUAUAGAUCCAAACAUAACGAAAGUACGUGGAGUGGAUAAAGCUGAGGAGAAAAACUCUCUUCAAAAAAAUAAAGAUGAAAAUGUCCAAGUCCAUGAAGGCAAAACUAGUAAUGCACAUGGAAAAGGAAAAAAAGAUUUUAUCCCUGAAAAGCCCAAAUACAAUGACCAGUGCACUGCCUUUGUAUCAAACCUUGGCCUUCAGGCAACUUAUGAGGAUCUGCGAGCUUUUUUCAGUGAUGUGGGUGGAGUAGUUGCUAUUCGCAUAUUAAAGGACAAGUACACUGGAAAAUCAAGGGGAUUGGCUUAUGUUGAUUUCUCCGAUGAUGUACACCUUACUGCAGCUCUGGCAAAGAACAAGCAAAUGUUUCUCAAUAAGAAAUUGAGUAUUGCACGGUCAGAUCCGAAGCAGCGGAGAAUGAGAGAAUCUGUUGGACGUAACACCCCAAUGGAACAUGGUGAAAUGUCGGGGCAUACAAAUGGACAAACAAAUACAGUUGGCGAAUCUGAUUCUAAGGAUUCAUCUGAUGUAUCUAAUGCGACCUUGGCGGCUCAGCCACAGUCGGCUUAUCGUCGGCAUGCAGUUGAAAAUGUCCAGCUCAAGGGGAAGAACACAUUUGCAGUGCCAAGAAAUGUCAGACCCCUUGGUUGGACUGACAAGAAUAAACAAAAAACCGAAGAAGCUCCGGAAGGGGAAGACCAGACGCCAAAAUCCAAUGAUGAGUUCAGAAAGAUGUUCCUCAAAAGUUAAUACUGUUAAGAAAGACUAUACUAUAUAUGCCUCCCACACAAGGCUUGUAUAGAGUUUCCCAACUGUAAGUUUGCAGAUGUCUUACAUGCAUAUACAGUAAUUGCAAAUGAUAGCAGAAUACUUUUAUCGUGUUGAAAAUUUUAUUUAAUUUUCCCAUAUCAUUUAAUCCAAUUUGUUGUCA